AUGGACCCUUGUGUCUGCAGAGAUGGUCUGGUGGUUCAAGCACGGUCCUAUUCCGAGUUCACUUUCUUCGGAGCGUUUGUCUUCGAAUGCUGCGGAGGUGAUGCCCCGUUGCGGGACUGCGAGCUUCCAGAGCGCCAUCGGCGGCAUGCUCAAGUGUUCCGCACUUUGGCUGUUCUCUUCCUGGUCUGCGGAAUCCUGGGGACACUGCUCACCACGUGCUGCCUGAAUGCUAGGAGGAGAUAUCUGCCACUGACACACGGUGACGCUGAGCUCCUCGUGCCCAAACAGCAGGGGGACGGGUGGGCAUUGCACCAGGCAGUUGCGCUAGAAAGAUGGUGCGUGAGCCUGCAAGACCUGCAGCAGUUCCGGCGACUCGUAAUGCACGCAGUGUCUGGGGGUGUGAUUCAGCCAAACGAGCGAGACAUGUUCGAUGUUCGAGAUUUUCAUGUCGGACCCUCGGUCUACACCGUCAAUGAGCACUUCAUCAAGCCAGUGACGGCGGCGGCUGGAAAAAUGAGUUGGGGGCUGUUGAAGAAUUCCGCUGGCUUGCCGUGCGAUGUCUUCGUGACGCACUGCUGGGCCGAAGGCAUUUACGAGUUUAUUGACCGGGUGGAGAGUUCCUGGCCUUCGGGUGCAAGGGGCGCCUAUGUCUGCUUCCUGUCUAACCCACAAAAUCUUGACAUUGGAAGCCUCAUCGCGCGCCCGAGUGAAUCGCCCUUUGCUUUGGCCUUACGCUCGUCGCCAAUGGUUCUGGUCCUACCAAACAGCAAAGUCUCCAUCUACACCCGCCUCUGGUGGCGGUCUGCAAAAAGAUGA
This is a messenger RNA of Symbiodinium necroappetens, 816 nucleotides long. Lineage: Eukaryota; Dinophyceae; Suessiales; Symbiodiniaceae. The record is from the annotation of a GenBank genome assembly.